Lycium barbarum (goji berry) is the source of this 3159-nucleotide messenger RNA. RefSeq lists its product as uncharacterized. The transcript has 5 exons. The record is from RefSeq and is a predicted model, not a curated record. The coding region runs from base 1 to 3159 and encodes 1052 amino acids. Lineage: Eukaryota; Viridiplantae; Streptophyta; Magnoliopsida; Solanales; Solanaceae.
AUGGAUAAAAGUUGGUUGAAUAUUAGGAAUAGAGUUGACCAAAGGUAUAGAGAUGGAGUAGAAAGCUUUCUUAAUUGGGCAUUCAGUCAACCCGGGGUGAGCACUAUUAUUCGAUGUCCUUGUAAAGGGUGUAUGAACACCGUGUUCAAGCUAAGGAUUAAUGUAAGAGGAGACUUGUUGAACAAGGGCUUCUGGGAUUCUUAUAAAGUGUGGGACUUGCAUGGAGAAGUGUUAGUUAGAGUUGAUGAUGAAGUCGAAGAUGAUAGCAUUGAAGAGGAUAAUAUUACUGAAAUGAUUCACGAUGCUUGCGGAUAUAUGAAUGUGGAGGAUAAUACUAAUUCUUCUGAGGGCAAUGAAGAGCCAAAUAUGCGUGCAACAAAGUUCUACAAAUUGUUAGAAAAUGCUCAAACAGAACUUUAUCCUGGUUGCACGAAAGUCUCAAAGUUGUCUUUUGUUGUUAAAUUAGUUCACUUGAAGUGUCUUAACCAUUGGAGCAACAAAUCAAUGGAUGAGUUUUUGAGCUUCUUUAAAGAAGUUCUUCCUGAGGGGUCAUUUGUACCCAAAUCUUUUUAUGAAGCGAAGAAAGUUCUUCAUGACCUAGGCUUGGGGUACACCAAAAUAGAUGCAUGUCAGAAUGAUUGUAUUUUAUAUUGGCACGAUUAUGUUAAUGCCCAAUCAUGUCCGAAGUGUGGUAAGUCUAGAUGGAAGUCAGAACGACACAAAGGCAAAAAAGUAGCUCAUAAAGUAUUGCGACAUUUUCCAAUCAAACCAAGGCUUCAGCGAUUAUACAUGGUAAAAGAGACGGCAAAGAAGAUGAGGUGGCACAAGGAAGAAAAUAUUGAUGAUGGUGUCUUGCAGAAUCCAUCCGACUCAAUAGAAUGGAAAUCUUUCAAUGAGCGUCAUCCUACUUUUUCAAUUGAGUUAAGAAAUGUUAGAUUAGGUUUAGCAAGUGAUGGGUUCCAACCUUAUGGGAAUAUGAGUUCCAAUCAUAGUAUUUGGCCUGUCGUACUAGUUACCUAUAAUUUGCCACCAUGGGAUUGCAUGAAAAAUCCAUAUUUCAUGAUGACACUUCUUAUUCCAGGCCCUAAGUGUCCAGGCAAUGAUAUUGAUGUAUACUUACAACCAAUGAUUGAAGAGUUGAAAGAACUAUGGGACGGGGUGGAGACUUAUGAUGCACAUUCAAAAUCUAAUUUUCUUAUGCGUGUGGCUCUCCUGUGGACGAUUAAUGAUUUUCCUGCAUAUGGGAACCUUUCAGGAUGGUCAACCAAAGGCAAGCUUGCAUGCCCUUGUUGCCAUAAAGACACACAAUCAUUUUCCUUACGUAAUAAGUUAUGUUAUAUGGGUCAUCGUCGUUUCCUUCCCAUAAACCAUCCAUGGCGUAGAAACAGGGUGGUAUUUGAUGGGAAAGUGGAAAUGGGGGCUGCACCUAGCCCUUUAACAGGUGAUGAAACACUUAUGCAAUUACAAGAUUUGGGCAAUGUGACUUAUGGUAAAGUGCAAAAGCGAAAGCGUAAUGUUUCUAACAAUGCUUAUAAUUGGAGGAAGAAGAGUAUCUUUUUUCAAUUGCCUUAUUGGAAGAAUCUUAUGUUGCGACAUAACCUUGAUGUGAUGCAUAUAGAAAGAAAUGUGUCUGAUAAUAUUUUAUCAACUGUGAUGAAUAUGGUUGGAAAGACAAAGGACACAUUGAAAAGUAGAUAUUAUUUGGUGGACCUUGGAAUCAGGUAUGUUAACAUACUUGAGAAAAAGAUACAUGGAUUGAAGUGUCAUGAUCAUCAUGUAUUAUUACAAGACAUUUUUCCAGUAGCUAUACGUGGUUUGUUGCCUAAGGAAGUCUGUGAACCAAUUAUAGCCUUAGCCAAAAUUUUCAAGAAUCUAUACUCUAAGUGCUUGACAAUUGAAGAUCUUGAUAUCCUAGAGGCUGAAAUUCCUAUCAUAUUGUGCAAACUUCAAAUGGUUUUUCUUCCGGCGUUCUUUGAUGUCAUGAUUCAUUUGACAAUUCACUUGGAAAAAGAGGCAAAGCUUGGUGGACCAGUUCAAUAUCGGGAUAUGUACCCUAUUGAGAGGUAUUUGCGAACACUUAAGUCAUAUGUACGCAACCUAGGUCGUCCAGAAGGUUCAAUUGCAGAAGGUUAUUUGGCAGAGGAAAGCCUCACGUUUUGCUCACGAUAUUUAAAGAAUAUCUCAAUCAAGUUCAAUAAACCAACUAGAAAUGACGAUGGAUCUAGGUCAAAAGGUGAGAUGUCCAUCUUUAAAAACAGUGGGCAACCAAAAGGUGCUGCUACAGAUAGCAAGAAGCUAUCUCAUGAUGAGUUCAACCAAGCAUGCAUGGAAUACACGAGAGAGAUUGAAAGUCAAGUAUCAAUGAGAGCUCAUAGGAUGCAUAACAAUGAGUUUCUUGAUUGGUUUCGUGCACGUAUAUUUGUGUUAUCUGCACAAGGAUGCGCAAAUGAUGAUCUCAAAAGCUUAGCUGUCAGUCCUGACCCAUUGGUUCAUCGAUAUUCAACAUUUAUGGUGAAUGGAUUUAGAUUUCAAACAAAAGAGCUUGUGAGAAAAACACAAAACAGUGGAGUUCUUGUUAGAGGAGAUGAUUCAGACCCUAAUAAGGAGUAUUAUGGUGUAUUAGAGGACAUUUAUGAGUUGUCUUAUGUGGGGAACAGGAAAGUUUACCUAUUCAAGUGUCAUUGGUGGGAUGUGGCUCGCCUAGGAAGAGGAUAUAAGAUUGACAAAUAUGGUUUUAAAAGUGUGAAUACUCAUUGUGCCUUGAAUACAAAUGAGCCAUUUGUGUUGGCGUCUCAGUCCGAGCAAGUCUUUUACUUGAAUGACAUGGUCAAUAAAGAUUGGCUUGUUGUUGUAAAGACAAAUCCUCGUGACCUUUUCAAUAUUCCUGAAGUUGAAGAUGAAGCAUUACUUAACGAAGAAGUUUAUCAACAAGAGGAAGUUGAAUGUAAUAUUUUGCGUACCAAUGACCAAGAAACUGAGAUUGAGGUGUCUUUACAUAGGGAUGAUAUUGAACCACAAACUGUUUUGCGUACCAAUGACCAAGGAAAUGAGGAAGAUGAUAUCAUUAAUGACAAUGAUAUAGAUGUAUCCGAGAAUGAAGAAGACGAAGAAGAGUUACUUGAUGAUAAUGAUGGAGAGGACAGUGAUACAUCCUCUUGA